AUGACGAUGAUACAAACUGAUCACCAUUCCGAUCAUCAAGAUUAUUUAUUUAAUGAUUUUAAGGAUUUUUAUUUAGAACAACAACAACAACAACAAUUAAAAGAGGGAAUAAUUAAUGAUAAUGAUCAUUCUCAACAUUCAGAUUCUCAUCAAUUCAUUCAACGAUGUGAAUUGAAUGAAAAAAGUUUGAGUCAAUUUAUGUUUUAUUCAUCAAGUUUAUCUGCUACUAAAAAGUAUGGACAUAAUAAGUGGAGUUUGAGAGUUAAUCCAUCAUCUGGUAAUUUACAUCCAUGUGAAGUUUAUUUAAUAUUAAAUUCUAAUAUUCAAGUUGACCAUUUAUCUAAAAAUGAUUCAAAUAAUACUUUUAAUAAUAAUUCUAAUAUUAAUAAUUCUAAUAUUAAUAAUUCUAAUUCUAAUAUUAAUAAUUCUAAUAUUAAUAAUUCUAAUGUUAAUGAUGAAGGUACAUUUAUUUAUUCAUAUCAACCUGAAGAUCAUUCACUUCAAUUGAGAUGUGAAUUUCCAAACUUUUCAUUUUUAUUUAAUCAACAAAGAUAUUUCUUUAUUUGUAUAAAUACUAUUAAUUAUAGAGAAACAUGGAAAUAUGGAAUUAGAAGUUAUAGAUAUUCACAAUUAGAUACUGGUCAUUUAAUUAAUUGUCUCAAAAUGAGUUCAAAUUUAUUGGGAUGGGAUUGUUUCAUGUUAAAUGAACAUUCUUCAAUUUCAAAUGAAUUUAUGGAAUAUUUAUUAGGAUUAGAUCAAUUUAAAGAAUUAAAUCAAAAUGAAUAUGGAAAGGAAUUUGAAAAAUUUGAAACUAUUCUAGUCAUUGAUACAAAACCACAAAUAUCAUUGAAAAGAGAUGAAUUAAUUAUUAAUGAUACAAUUCAAUUUAAUGAAAAUAUGAAUAUUACAAAUAUGGAAGAUUUAAAAUCUGGAAAAUUAAAUCGUAAAAGAUAUGGUACACCUAAUUUAUUAACAAAUGAACAUCAAGAAUGGCCACAAAUGGAACCAAUACCAAUUUUAUGUGAACAAGGAAAGAAAGAUGAUCAAAAAACACAACAAAACUUGGAGACAAUUUACAAAUUACAACCAAUUAAAUAUAUUGAACAACCUAAAAGUAAUUUAUUAGCACAUGAUAUUAUUAGGACAAGAAGAAGUGCUCAAAGUUUUGAUGGUAAAACUGCAAUUGAUAAUGUCAAUAAUUUUUAUUCAAUUUUGGAGAAAUUAUUACCAUCUAGAUAUCCUUCCUUAUGGAGAUGUUUAUCUCCUUUUGAUUCAGAAUUUAAAUCAAUUGGAAAGAAUGUUAAUUUAAUAUUAUUUGUACAUAGAGUGAGUGGAUUAGAGAAGGAGACUGAACCUCAUUUACCAUUUUAUAGAUUAAUGGAAGGUGAUUUGAAAAAGUUCUCAAAAUUAUCAUCUUGUGUUCAAGAUAUUGCAAGUGAUGGUUGUUUCAGUUUAUCAAUGAUUACUGGCAGAUUUUUAAAUAUUGAACACACUCAUUCAUUUAAAUAUCUUUAUCAAGAAGCAGGAUUUAUUGGACAAGUAUUAUAUUUGGAAGCUGAGAGAAUUGGAUUGAGAGGAACAGGAAUUGGUUGUUUCUUUGAUGAUACUAUUUUAGGUAAUUUACUUGAGAAGGAAUUACCAAUCGAUCCAACAGACACUGACAAUGAAAUUUCAAAUUAUCAAGAUUUGUAUCAUUUCACUAUUGGAAAACCUGUAGAAGAUAAGAGAAUUCAAAAUAUUCUACCUUAUUCACAAUCACGUGUAAAUCUAACACAGAAAAUUCAAUAA
Messenger RNA from Naegleria gruberi, 1788 nucleotides. RefSeq lists its product as uncharacterized. The record is from RefSeq and is a predicted model, not a curated record. Gene Ontology annotation, molecular function: oxidoreductase activity. The transcript has 2 exons. NCBI's taxonomy places the organism in Eukaryota, Heterolobosea, Eutetramitea, Acrasida, Naegleriidae. Bases 1 to 1788 code for a protein of 595 amino acids.